Messenger RNA from Durusdinium trenchii, 2573 nucleotides. The record is from the annotation of a GenBank genome assembly. NCBI's taxonomy places the organism in Eukaryota, Dinophyceae, Suessiales, Symbiodiniaceae.
GACUGAAGUCUUUGCUUGCCACCUGUGGUGCUGGCUUCCAGCGCAUGUUGACGGCCCCUGCCGCACUCUUGGUGGGUGAGGUCCCGUGGCUUGUGCCGCCUGUGCCGCCUGUCUCGCGCCAGAAACGCCAUGGCGCUGCUGGCAGCGCUACAGCUGCCGGGCGAGGCUGAGAGCUGCCGGAGGUUCUGCCACGAGGCGCUGCAAACGCGGCAUGUGGGCCCUGUGGAGCAACGACAGCUGUAUGAGCGACUGCCCUGGUUAAUGCAGCGGCUGCAUGGAUGGUUCUCUUUAUCCAAUCCGGGCUUAGAGGAGGCGAUUCUCAGAACCUUUCAUCCACAGGGGCCCUUGAGCCCCCUCUUCGCCGCGAUGGAGACGCCCGGCUUCGUCUUCCCCUUGAGGAAGUUGCCUCCACGAACGCUACAGACAGUCUUAAUGGCUUCCAACCGCAGCUUCUUCAGCGCCCAAAAUCCACAGGACUUGAGACACUUCGAGGACCUGAACCAGUCGCUGUUGGCCUUGCUGGGCGUGAAUCGCUUGGCGCGAACCUCCGGCGGCGAUCUGGAGGGCUUGGUGCUCAACGCGCAGGAGUUCGUGCUCAUGACGCUGGUUUACUACUUGGUGGCAGAGCCCCCGGCACCCAGCAAGGCACCCCUCACCAGCACGACACCGGUUGGCAGCGUCCCUGGCGCCGUCACCUCGAGCGCCGCGCCCGGGACGUCCGGUGGAAGCACUGCACCCAGUGGGAGCGCUGCAGCCGGGUGGUCGGGGAGUGCGAGCGGGAGCCGGUCUAGGCCGCAAGCCACGGUGAGUUCGACCUAUGAGAGGUUGCUGCUGGCGCAUUUGCAUGCAUACCUGCCACAUCGGCAGUAUGAAGUGGCACGAGCCCAGGAGUCGCGAAGUGCCCUGCUCUUGACGCGGCUCUUCCAUGAGUUCCUCAUCGAGCAAAGCCCCUCCCAUUCCUCAGCCUCUUCGGUCUUACAGUGCUUCGGAGAUGCGCGGCUCCAGCCCGCGGCUCUCCAUGCCGUGCGCCUGGUGCUGCUCCAUGUGCUGGCGAACCCGUGCCUCCGACAAGGCUGUGAGGAGACGGCGGAACGCUUGAUGUGGGGCCGCGCGGGCGGCGCGCGCAUCACGCGCGAGCUCGCGCUUCUGGGUCCGGCCGUGGUGCAGAUGCUUUGCGAACUACUCCGGAAGCUCCAGUCGCAGAAGGAAGUGGGGCUGGAGGCCAUUAGCUCGCUUACUCGCCUGUGGCUUAUCCUGCUGCAGCCCUGGAAGGCCCCGCGGCUCCAUGAGUGGUAUGGCACGCUCCGCCCCUGUGAGCCGCGCCUGGAACCUCCAGCGUCCCGUUCCGCAGCUUCCAGCCUUCUGGACCGCAGCACUCGCCCUGUGGAUGUGGCCCUUCUGGGCCUGGAGCCGGAGGUGUCGGGCGAGCCGCCGGUGCCACAGGUGCCCAAGCGCUUCCUCGAGGAGGACACCAACCUCGCGGUGCACGCGUCCACGCGCCUCGCCGCCGCCGCGGGGCUGACCUCGGCGGCGGUGACGCUGGCGUCCACGGCGCAGGCGUCCACGGCGCUGGUGCCCGGGGAGGGUGAUGCCAUGAGCUGGAGGAGCUAUGUCGGCGGCUUCCAAGGUGCCUACUUCCUCCUGGAGGCCAUCCUCACCACCCCUCUCCAUUCCGAGCUUUGCUUAGAGCUUUGCCGCUUUGCAGCCGGCGAUCGGGGCGCUUGGCUGGCGCGUGCCCGCGACACGACCGCCCGGGCAGCAGGGGGCAACUGGGGCAAUGCGCCCGCGCCCACGGCACAGCAGCUGUUGCGUCAGCGCAAUGCCAUCCAGGCAUUGAAGACCUUGGCACAGACGCUGCUUUGUUUCAGUGACCCGCAGCUCUUGCAGGUUCUGCGGGAAGGUCAGCCCCAGCUGGGCCUUUGGUUGCAGGAACAUGGCCUCUUGCUAGAGCUCCCUAUGAGGCCUAUUUUUGAGGAGUCGCUCCCUCCUCCCCAGCUGCUCUCAGCCGUCGCCCUGACCUGGGCCGCUUUGCUGGGUGCGGCAUCAGUGACUGAGCUGCAACCACUGCUGGCAGCGGUGUCUCGGCAGCUGCAACACGCCCAGCCCUGGGCACAGCAGGCCUUCCCAGCGCUCGAGGAAACCAACAAGCACAAGCCUUUCGCCGAGAUGGUCUUGAAGGAAUUUGGCCAAUGGACCGCACCAGAUGCAGCCAGCCGCCCAAUGCAGACGCCCAGCGCGCCAAGUGCAAUGCCAGCACUGGAGUUCGCUGGAUCCGAAUGGCAACGCCCCAUCCGCGGAGGGGAACUGGAACAGCUCCUCGUGGUGGCCUACUACUUGGCCAACGCCAUCGAUCGGAUGUUGGGUCGCGGCCCUCGGCUCACGCCCUGUGGGCCGGUGCCGCAAACGGAGUGGCCGCGGAUGUUCGGGAACUGGAAGUUCUCACUGGUCCUUUGCCUCGCCUCGCUCUUCGCCGUCCUGUGGUGAGGUGGUCGGCGGGUCCUCACAUAUGAGGAAAAGAUUGCGCUUACGUAGAAUCGGAACGCUGGGUUGCGGCCGCGUCAGCUUUUUUGGGA